This is a messenger RNA of Ostertagia ostertagi, 357 nucleotides long. Lineage: Eukaryota; Metazoa; Nematoda; Chromadorea; Rhabditida; Trichostrongylidae. The record is from the annotation of a GenBank genome assembly.
ACAGAAGACAACUACGACCAUGCUGUUCGCCUUUUAUGCGCUAAAUACGGCGAUGACACUAAGUUCAUCGCUUGUCUACAGUCUCGCUUGGAAAACGCGGAAGCAGAAAAAUUAACGAUCCCAGCACAGCGGCGCCUCCUAGAAUUUCUCAUCCCAAUAGUGACACAGCUGAUGGAGAAGGGUGUACCUCUAGAUGGAUCGUUUCUCGUACAAAAAAUACUUUCAAAGUUCUCGGUAGAUCUCCAGAGGAAAGUUCUCCGUCUGAGAAAGAAUCCAUGCCUAGGUGAAAGCGCUUGGUCUAUGCAAGACACCUUAGCCAAUGUCGACGAAAUCAUAUCAAUGGAAGAAAAAAAUAAG